UCCAACUACAGACCACAUGGGCUCAGGUGGCAUGAAUUCAUAAAUCAGUACAGGAAAGGCUGAGGAACUAAUGUUCUUCCUGAAAUAUGCAAGUACUGUAUACUUUAUGUUAAAUGUACAGAAUAUCAUUACUUAUUUGCCCACAGUGUAAGUUGCUAAGGAAAUGUUUGCAUCACCCCAUGAUUAAAUUUUGGUUGGGUCACUAAAGGUAAAGGGACUGCUGACCGUUAGGUCCAGUCGCGGAUGACUCGAGGUUGCGGCGCUCAUCUCACUUUGUUGGCCGAGGGAACCGGCAUACAGCUUCCGGGUCAUGUGGCCAGCAUGACUAAGCCGCUUCUGGCGAACCAGAGCAGCACACGGAACCACCGUUUACCUUCCCGCCGGAGCAGUACCUAUUUAUCUACUUGUACUGGUGUGCUUUUGAACUGCUAGGUUGGCAGGAGCAGGGACCGAGCAACGGGAGCUCACCCCGUCGCGGGGAUUCGAACUGCCAACCUUCUGAUCGGCAAGCCCUAGGCUCUGUGGUUUAACCCACAGCGCCACCUGCGUCCCUGGUUGGGUCACUAGGGACCAUUUAAAUUGCUUUGUAUGCCUAUCAGAAUUCCCAUUGUUGUGACUCCCUUAUCUCUCCUUAUAGGAAUCUUCAUCAUAUGCAUUUCACGUUGGCUUGAACUGUUCCCCCCACCCCAACAGUUUCUGACUUCAUUCUCUAAACAAAAUAUGACUGAUAUAUAAGGAGUGUGCUUUAUGCGAUGAUAUUGUGUGACUACUAAAAGCAGAUCUGGGCACAUGGGGUGAUGCUUUCUAUUCUUCUCUCACUAAACUUUUCAAAAAUACUGUGAUAAUUGAACAUAUAUCAGAGGACCAAAUCCUAUAUUUCAGCUGUUGUGUAGAAGACACUGGAGGUCCUACAUCUCCACACAAUUAGAGUGUUGCUUGGCAAGUAAAUCAAUUCCAUUACAUUAAGAGUUUUCAUACCAUUAUUUCACAUUCUUGGCGGCAGCUGGAGCUGACUUGUCACCACGCAAGGGGGAUUUUUGUCUGCAUCUUGACUUAGAAAGGGAGGCAUACACCUCCUUCUCACAUUCUGAAUUCCAAUAACUAUUGGGGGGACUGCAUUUGUAAUUAAUUAAAGAAAAAAUGAAGAUGUAGUUGCACCCUGUUCAUUAACCAUAAGGUAUAGCUUGGCUCAGUCACUAAAUUUGACCAGGGAAACUAACUUAUUUUGAUAGACAGCCAUGCCAUCUGCCAGGCCAAAUAUCUGUUGGAUUUAGGGUUAAGGAUUGGGGUCCAGAGUUGAAAGUGACAAUGUAAUCAGCUAAAAUGCAUUUAAAUUGAUUGUGUUUCAGUGGCACUUUCAGGUAAUUGGUUUUGCUAUAUGCACCUGUUCUGGCCCUCGCUCAACAGUGACUCCUUGACUCAGACAGGGCUUGAUUUUGAUUAGUGUUGGAACGCAGCUGUGAAUGCAAAUUACUCUGUCACUAAGUGAUGCUUCUGUUUGUUAUUUUACCACUUCAUUGGCUUUCCAGUGUCAUGAAGUAAUUCCUAAAUUUACCUCUGAUCUCUGUUGAUUUAUGAGAAGGGACCCUCUUGGAACUUCUCUUCAUUCUCAUGAAACACAAGAUGUAACAGUGCUACAACUUGCAGGGCCAAAAGGCAGAAGCUUUGCACAUAGGGGAGGAAAAAAUAUGGCUAUCCCCCAAGCAAGUUCCCAGAAUUCCUUUUAUGUUUCUAGAGAGUCAAUUAAAAUUUAAACCCUUCAGGAGACUAUGGACUACGUGAGCAUACAGGCUGAUCGUAUGGUUCAUUCUAGUUGUAACAGUGGGAUGUGACUUGGGCUGUCACAGCUAAAGCCGCACACUGGCCCUGGCAAAUGAGAGCAGAACUGUCCAAUUGCAGUCCCUGCCAGGGAAACUCCCUACCUGUCAACAAAUCACAAGAUGGCUGUGGGGACUGCCAUAACUCUCUCUGACAUCAAUGUUACACAAGUACUGUUUUCCAUGGGUGAAAGCUAUGCAGCCAGGAGACGGGCAUAUAUACUGUAUGUAUUGGUCUUUCCCUGUAGGCUUGUUAGUGACACCAGCAACAUUCUCCAGUAUGUGGAGUCUGAAAAUCAGUGGCGGUUUGCUGACCCCAUUUGGAAGAUCAUAGAAUUCAAUGGCUAGACAGGAAAAUGGGUUUCUGGAUGCAGUGGGGGAGGGUGUAUUUAAAGCAGUGAUGGUCAAACUUGGCCCUCCGGCUGUUUUUGGACUACAGUUCCCAUCAUCCCUGACCACCGGUCCUGUUAGCUAGGGAUGAUGGGAGUUGUAGUCCAAAACCAGCUGCAGGGUCAAGUUUGGCCAUCACUGAUUUAAAGGAAUGAGACAUAGGGCAUGGUAAAGAGGUUGCCUGAGGGAGCAAAAGAGAGCCCACCAGUAUCCGCAGGGAGAAAGGAGUAUGGUCACCAGUAGGUCCAGAUACGUUAGAUCAUGGUCGGGAUUUCUAAUAAAUUUAAUACUCCCAAGAAAUAAGCAGACUGCAACAGUCUAUUUGUUAAGAAAAUGUUUCUCAUAAGCUUGCACUUUUUUCUUCUCUUCACAGCCUGGUUUCUUAACUCUCCCUCCAUUUCCAAUCUUUUUCUUUCAUGCAAGUACUGGGAAGAAAAAUUGGGAUUCUCUGUUGCUUGCCAUGAUGUUGGCAAAAGGCUAAGCUAAUGAAUAAAUUACUGGUCCUUCUUCCUUUGGGACUCUUCCCUUGUUUAUGUGCAAUAGUAUGUAUGGAUUCUACUACUACAUGAUUGUAUUGUGGAUGUCCUAUUGUUUUUAAUAAUGUAGAAGAUAGUUUGCAGGACUGACUUUUCAUGGAUGUAAAGCACAAUAUGAUGAAUAUUUUCCAUGUUAAAUUAUAGUGAUGUCUAAAAUAAAUUGUUUUUCCCAUCAUUGUCAAUGAUUUUCAGUAAAAAAUGAGACGAUGUUUAGUAAAACUUCUAAAGAAGCUGUAAAAAUGAUUAUGGAUGGAGAAACACAUUUUAUUGAAUAUAACUGAAGUGUGACUUAACUAUAAACAGCAAAUAAAUAUUGACUGCAUUUGUAAAGCAGGAAAAUUUUGUUUCGUAACGCAAAUUUCUGAGGGAUCAAAUUAAUGUGUGUGGAUAGUUUAUUUUCCUAUGUUUGAGAACAAUCCUCUAGCAUGAUCCACAGGUAUGAGCGGGUUAGGAUCCAGCAGAUCUCUAGCUAAGCUGGCAGGUUCCUGGUACAACCAGGCUAUAGCAGCUUAGCUCCCACAUCCUCGGCUUAGCUGCAGAUGCGCUGCCAUAUCUCCCCCAUUCCAGCUGUCGGGACCCAGCCGGCUGAGUUAAGCCUGGUGGAUUUUAAGAUGGUGUAAGGCUUGAAAAGGGGGCAUGCUUGGAGCAUGCUGGGGGUAGGAUCAAAGAAGGGAGACUUAGGCUAGAUCCUAAUUCAGUGUCAUGUGACCUGGCAACAUGAUAUAAACUAAGCUGGCCAAAAGAGUGGCAUAACUCAAACACUAUUUUAAAGGCUUGUUUUCGCUCUGCCAGGCUUAGACCAUUUCAGCAGCAGCUCCACUCCUGAAUGAAGAUUGGAUAUGUAAUUUUAUGCCAGCAUUGGCAGACCUUGGGGUCUCAAAUUUCAGCAGUGCCCUGUUUGAUGCCAAAAUUGGACACCCCUACACUGUCUGUCGCCUUCUAUUCUACAUAAUAGUUGCAGCACCCCCUGAGGCUCCACGCCUAAUGCAACCGAACAGGUCACAUACCCCUAAAUCCACUUCUGAUGCCGGCUUAAUUUUCACCAGAUUGUUUUAACGCCAGCUUCUUGUGUAGAUUAUUGCUCCCUUGUGUUGUCCUUGCUACUUGCUACAGGGCAGAAUAUGUAUCUCUGUCUCCCCUCCAGUCAUUGAAAGUGGAUGCUUCCUUGCUUUAAGAUGCUCAGAGAAUACAAGUAAUAGAUCACUUGCCAACAAUUUUCACAUUAAAAACACAUGCUGACUGGAGAUAGACAAUAGGUUUUAAGAUAGUUUAAGGUUCAAGAAUAGCAGAGUUGUCAAUUCUGAUGUGCAUGUUCCUCAUUUUACUGCAAUCUGAAGUCAAACAAGCUUGGCACUCUAAAAAUCAGUAAAAUUUCUAAAGAGAGAUGUGGAAUGAGCAUGCACAGCCUGGGCAAUUAUGCUUCUAUAUCAUACCUUUUUCAGCUCUCUGAAGAAAUUACUAUAUUUCUCCAACCAGAUUGCUGGCACCUGUAAAAAGAAUGAGAUUUGCCUGUAAAUGGAUCUUUCCUUUGUCUUAUCAGUGCCAUACAUCAAGGAGAGGGGAUGAAAAUAGGUUCUUAAAAUUUGCUGCAGUAAGCUAGUGGUAGUAAUCAGAGUCAGGCGAAAAAUGAAAUCAAUUGGAAAUACUUACUUAAAUCAAAGCACAGAAAUGAUGCAAAUAUGCCAACUCAGCAAUAAUACCUGAAUGAAAUACCUGAAUGAAAAGAAUGCAUGAAUGCAAUAUAAGAGAGCGAGAGCAAUAUAAAUGGAAAGCGAUAUUUGAUUGGCAAAUAAAAAUAAUUAAUUGGACAGUUGCCAGUAAAACAUAUUGUUGCAUGCCACCCCAAUCUCUGAGCAGUGCAAGAUUCCAGGGGUUCCAAGCACUUACCCAGGGUUCAUGUUUCCUUUGGAAUGAGAUACAGCAGGGACUGCGGUGUCUUUAUGGUUUAUUUACACAUAUAUACAACCUGAGCCUACGAUGGAGGGGUUUACAGCAUUAACACCCCAAGAGGUCCUCGCUUCCCCCAAACAGAAAUCAAACCUUGUUUUGUCUCUCUCUCCAGCUUGCUGCUUUUCUUUUUGCUCUCAUCAAUCUACCAACUCUCUGUUCCAAACUCUGCCUUUGUCCUUCUAAGUACCUCGAGUUGAGAGAGGGGCCCCGACUUGCCUUCUUGUGCAGAGCCCCGUCCUUUGUUCCCUUAACAACCCAUUACCUUACCAGGAAGCUAGCCUGGCUAUUCCAACAGUCAGAAAGGGGUGGGGUUGGCAUUAGAAGGGUCUCAGCAGACAACCUACUCCAUCCCCCAAACUCAUAAUAAUAUAUAUUACUAAGCCCCAAACUGCAUUCCCCCAAAAUUUCCACCAGUCCAAACUAGUUAAAAGCUUUGCUGUGCUACAGCUGUACAGGCUCUUAUUCUACAUAUCAUGAAAAUAAAUAUAUAUAUAUAUAUAUAACUACCUUUUCAAGGAAGUAUUCAAAUGAACCAGUUUCUGCAGGUUCCAGAAAAGAGCUGAGAUAUGAAUACAGGAUACUUUGGAUAGGAUCCAGAAUGGUGACUGGAAGAAAGUUCUGGUGAAAAUUGAAGGGAAAUUAGAAUAGUGAAGUCUGAGCCUCACAAAGGAAUAAACAGAAAAAUAAAGAGGGGUUUUUUUUGGGGGGGGGGAAUAACUGCAUCUGUUCCAAUCUGUUAUGAGCCAAAUCUCCAGACCCAAAAAGGCUGGCUCAAAGAAAAUGACCAAGAACAGCUUCAAAAACUGGAAGUAGUAUAUUCUCAAAACACUUUUUUUUUAGGGGUCCCUGUGCCUUUGGCUCCUUAUGCCACCCUGCCAGUCCUGUACCGCUUUGGGGGGCUGGGAUCUGAUCUGAAUGAUUUGCUGGGCUUGAGAAGAAUGCAACAGCCAUGGACCUUUCGAUCCCAGUGGGAUAAGCGGAAUCAAAGGGUACAUGGAUGUUGCAUCCUCUGCACUCGACCUGUGGGCGUUGGGGGAUUCACUCUCCAAGGGCUGCGUCAGCUGGCUGUGCUCCCCCUCCACACGCAGGCGGGCAGGAGGCACAGUGCGGCCCUGCUUGGCUCUGGUGGUGGUGUUGCUGUGGCAAGUGUAGGCAGCAAGGGCUGGACUGGCACAGCAGACUCCGUUCACACUCCGUGCCCCGGGCACCAGCAAACCAUGCCACACCACUGGUCAACAUGCAAAGGGUGAGUGAGGUAUCCGCAGCUCUGGCAGACGUCUGUCCAGUUUAUUAUUUCCAAUCCAGCACUUGAACACAUUUGGGCCAUGUCGCCGUAGGGUCAAGGAAGAAAAGUUUUACACUGUGGAAGAAUUUCGAUGAUGCCGGAGCUGCGAUUACAGUUUCAGAAAUUGAGUUGUGCGCCCGUCAAUUCAUCUAUAUUACAAACAAAGGAAACAGACCUGGAAGGAGAACAGGAAUGUGGCGUGAGAGAAAGUGAGCUAUAUAAAAAAGGAGAUUCUGCCCAACUCUUUCAAGGGAAGAAAUGGUUUUGCUUCACUUCCCACUACGACUGAGUCUAAGUGAGCAUUGCCACUGGAUUUACAUUAAAUUGAAUCUUGGGGUUAAUUAGGAGGGUUCCACUUGACAAACCAUCUGUCGGGAUUCCAACAGAAACAGAAAACAAUUUGGUCAUGUGUUGCAGAAUUCCCCCUGAGGCUUUAGUGAUACUUUAGAUUGUCACCAAAUUUCACCUGAAGUGAAAAUUGAAGGCAAAUAUAGAAGGACCUUGUUUGGUCAAAGUAUCCAUUCACAUUUUGAAGGAAGUUCAAAGAAUUUCAAUAUGACUAGUGACAGUUUAGUAUUAGGCUGGGUGUCACUUGAGAAGAUCUCUUAAGUUGGAUGGCUAAAGGAAGAGAAUCAUCCAUCCUUAGAAGUCUCCAGUUACUACUUUUGCCGCCUCCUUCAACAACUUUCUUUUUUUUAAAUCAUAUUUAUUAAAGUUUCCAAAAAUAUAAAAAUACAAAGAAAAAAGACAAAAGAAAGAAGAUAUUUAAAAACCUUACUUUCAUUCCCUACUUUCUGGGACUCCCCCCCCCCCCAAUUGUAUUCCCCUUUCCUUAAUUUGGUUCUACAAGCUCUCACUCCCAAUUUAAAGCUUAAUUUGUUUAACCCACUAUCCAGAUUGAAUUGUACAAAUCUUACCACCGUCCCACAUCAUUAACAGAAAAAGAAAAAGAUUUUCCCCAAGAUCCACCCCAGUUCCUUCCACAAAUUCCCUUUUUUUUAAACACGUCCGAUCAAAGUAAAAUAACAUGCGUAAGUUAUGUAAAGAAAUAGAAAAUAAGAGAUAUAGAAAAAUUCAAAAAAUGGUUACACAGCCUUUGGAUUUCAAAUCUCCCCCCUUCCCGGUUUGAAUUCCCCAUGUCCAUCAGUCUAUACAUUAUCAGCUUGGAAGUCUCAUUUCAUGACCAGAUUUCUCCCGAUUCCAUCUUGCCGGUUUUCUUUUAGUUUAUUAAUUUAAAUAAUAUUUGACUUCAAAUGUCCAAUCUAACAAAGGCCUUUAAUUUCCUUGAUCUUUACCACUCCUCCCGUUGUUCUUUCCGUGUCGUAAUCAGUCCUUUAUUCUUCUUAUUCCUCACUUUCUCAGGUUUCUUGUCCUGUUCAGCUGCUAAAACUUUCUAAUUCAGAAAUCUAGUGUCUCUGCAGAGGUUUGUUAUUCAGGAACAAAAACUUACGUCCAGUCCCUUUCUUUCUUCAAUAAAAAAUUCCAUUGUCUUCCUCUGUAGACAAAAUACUCUUUCAGUUUUGCAGCUUUCCCAGAAGAUAACAAAUCCUGUGCGAAUCCCAGGGUAUUUUUCCACUUACGACCGUUCUUGUAGUAUCCCGAAACCCCUCUAGGGGAUUGUAAUAACUUUGUAUCCUCUAAUCCAAAAGUCAAAUUGUUGCUUAUUUUCCAACAGUUUAUAUCCAUAUUAUAGCAAAUUGUAACAAAAUUAACCAGCAAGGUCCUCAUAACAAAGUCCUCUUUAUAUUCUCCAGCUUUGACAGCCACUUUGACAGCUGUCAAAGUCUCCGUCUCUCUUCACCAGGCUCCACGAAUCGCCCCGGUUCCCAGUGGGGUUGCAUUUUCUUCUCACCCUCCACUCUUCUCCUCCAGCACAUUUCUUAUAAUUUCCCAUCGUGAAAUUAAUGAUUUUUAUCAGAGACAUACUUCCCUUUGGACCUUGGUUACCCAGUCCUUGUUUUGGAAUGCUUACAAUAGGGGGAUUGACUUCCUUUUAAAUCGCCCCGCUCGUGCCAAAUCAAAAUUUUGAACCCGGUUUCCCAAUUACUCACGGGUUGUUGUUAAUAGUCAAAUUUUCAAUAGAAGAAGUCAGCGCUCUCCGUCGAAUGGCAUGCGGCUGCGCUCGGCAGGAAAGCAGUGGACUCAAAGCACCACGCCACUCCCAGGCACCCGAUCCGAAGCCUUUAAAAGGCUCCUUCACGAGUCGGGAGGGCGCUAAUGGUGCAAGCCGAGUCACCCAUGUCCACGGACUCCGUGCCCGUGGUUUUUAAGGGUCCCCGCGUCGCCGGCGCGGUAGGACCCAGCCCCUGCCGAGCAGACUCCCUCCGGAGCUCGGAGGGAGUCCGCCAUUCGGCGAUGGCGCUAACCCGGAAGUCCUCCUUCAACAACUUUCAGGGAGGCAGCCAUGUUGUUCUGUCACAGCAAAAACAAUAGAAGAGCAUUGUGACACUUUAAAGGCGAAAGAACACGCUAUAAUAAAAACGUGGUUGUUGUAGAAACAGUUGCAACCAGCCACAUCCUCAGAGAUAAAGUUCUCUAUAGACAUUUUAAUAGGAAAAUUGGUGAGCGGCUUCUCCCAGCUAGUGAACAGAAUGUAAGUGAGGCUGGCACAGUUUUACAUUCCUGAAAUCCAACUUGUUAAGGCUGCUUCAUCAAUGGUGAAUUUGUGAGGUGCAAAAGGCGGAUGAUAAUUGUUUAAGGCCUAGCAAAUUCAUUCUUUCUUUUUUAACUAGAGGAAAUGUGACUUUGACUAGAUGUCGGCCUUUCUACUAGGUCCAUUCUCUAAAGUUAUUUUCUUUAGAACAAACCAUGGGGUAGUACCUCAGUUUUCUAACAUAAUCUGUUCUGGAAGACUGUUCGAGUUCUGAAACGUUCGAAAACCGAAAACUCAGUACAGAAGCCUCAAUACGGGAAAACUCAAUAUAGAAAACUCAAUACGGAAACCGUGUGGCAUGUUUGACUUCCGAGGCAAGUUCGAAAACCGAAGCAUUUACUUUCGGGUUUGCAGCAUUUGAAAACCGAAAUGUUCGUCAACGGAGACGUUAGAUAACUGAGGUAACACUGUAUAUAAGUUCUACUCCCCUCCUGCCCCUCUCAACCCUACAAGUAGGCUCAUCUAAUAACAUUGCCUGUAUCUGAAAUGCAUAAUACACCAUAACGCUCACACAUAAUAUCCUGGUAUCCAAUGCUUCCCUCAACCCUCUAGAGCAGAUUUUGAAGGGGCACAAGGUUGUAGAGGAGAGGAGAAGAGGCAUCAUUGAAAAUGGCCUCCCAUUCUGCUGAUGGGUCCCUCCCAGGACCAGCCAACCCAUGAGGCAAGGCUGAGGCGAAUGCCUCAGGCAGCAGGAUCCACAGGGGAUGAAGAACUACUGGUAUGUCUAUAUUCCCCCCUUGCUCCUGGUGUACUUCUGCCCUCAUGCCUUCUUCCCUGGCUGGGAGGUGGGCGCCAUUUUGGGGUCCACCUCAGGUGUCUAAAUGUCUUGGGCCAGCCCUAUCUCUAGGUGCCCUACUUCUAUUCGGAUCGACUGGGGUUGGACUAAAUGAGCCUUGGGGUCCCUUCCCACUCUCUGAUUCUGUGACUGGGGGGAGGUUGCCUUGCAAGGGCCUUGCUUCGACAUAAAUGCCUUGCCUUCAUAUUCAGAAUUCGGACAGUUGCACAGCCCUAGUCCAUGAUUUAGUAAAAUAGGCAUACAUUCUAGUCAGAGGGGAACAUUGCACUAUUAUACUAGUUCUGCCAGCACACGCAUUUCUGCUUUCCAGACAGAACAAUAAACCCUCUCCUAUUUUACACCCUGUUCCGGGAGGUUAUCCUGAUCUCCCAGAGCCAAUUUGUGUGUGGGGGGUGGAGGUACACAGGGGAAAGAGAGGGUUGGAAAGUCCCAUUACACUAAAAGGGCUUGUGCUGGCACCUGCCACUGCAGCUAUCUAGAUGAAACUGGUCCAUAAGUUUCUACAUUCCCAUAAUACACACUUCUCCAUCCAUCCAUCCAUCCAUCCAUCCAUCCAAGCAAAAGGCAUUGUCACAGUUCAAGGACAUAUUCUGAAAGCUCUUGAUCAAGGUGCAGAGCUGAGCCAGUGAGGGGGUGAGGUGACCUGGGGAGAGCCCUGUGGAUCAGAUAAACACACAUAGAGGGUCAUCCCUGUCCUUAGUGAUCUACUGCAAAUCACCGACAGAUUUGUGGGUGGUGUGCCCAGCCCUGUACUUGAAGAGCAUAAUUUCUGAUCCCAGUGGGCUAAAUACCGGGAGUGGGAUCUGAGUAUGAAACACUCUGAGCUAAAUUAGGCCUUUUGCUUUUGAAGCUCCUUGGUGUUCAAAUAGAUUUUGCAUGUACUCUGCUGUUUGUUGUGGGUUUUGUUUCUGUUUUUUCAUUUUGGGGGGAAAAACCGUAUUAUUAAUGUGUGUUUUUAAUGUGCACUUGAUCAUAUUUUGCAUAAUUAUUUUAUUGACGUCAACUGCCUCGGGCACUGUCUGAGGAAAAGCAAGUGUAGACAUUUCAUAAAUAAAAUAAAUAAUUGGUCUCCGGAGGGCAGAGUAAAGCUUCAUUAUGGACGCAGCAGAGAAAUUCAAGGAACAAUCCCUCAGAGUUGAUGAGCAGGCGGUGCAGCGUAGAGCAGUCGAAGGCAGCUUUUCGAGGAUGAAUUGGGCAAGAUAUUGGAGGCAGGUGCAUUUGGGUAUUUUUGUCCUAUGGUAGAGAUGGAUUUGCAUCCUUUUACAGAAUGCAACCCUUCUUGGUGUAUUAAUAUUUUAAACAAGCCAAGCGUAAUCUCAUGAGAAAGCUUAAAAGGUUUCAGCAUGCAUUGUUGCUGUUUUCCAGUGCUAAGAAAUUGCCUAUGUAUUUCUGAUAGGCGGGUUACUCAUCCUGCUCCUUGACACAACAGCCAUGAGUGUUGAAGGAACGAGUGAAGAAUUGGGCUGCCUGCUGGGCCUGGAGACUGUAAAUCUGACAGUCGUGACAUUUAUGAUCAACGUUAAUGGGAAUGUCAGAGCUACAGGUGUUCAAAUAGAUGAGUAAUGCAGCAUGUGACUAUAUGUGGUAAUUAGCAAUCCACGGUUGCGUGGGGGUUACGGGAUCCAGGAUAAAUUGUCAGAGGCCAAUUAAAAUGAGGUAUAUUGAGUGUGAUAAUCAAGUCUGGUUAGAGCAGUUCUCUAGUUAUCCCAUAAUAAUGCUGCUGAAAGAACUGAAGGGCUGCUAAAGGCCAUCAAGCAUAUUCUGGCUUAAUGCAGAGGCCAUAGUUUGCUUGUGCGUCAUCACUUAAAAACUGGUGACACCUUGUCUCCCACAUGGGCAUGCAUAUAGAGCAUACAUAAGGUGAAUGAUGUGCGUCUGGACAUAGAAGGACCAGAAAACUAUAAACAUCACCCGAUCUGCAUUUAUACUCUGUGUUCUAGGAACAUCUUGUUACAGGCCACCCCGAUUCCUGCUGAGCUGUCCACAGGAUUCCAGGGGUCUUGGCCCUCAGCCAGCGCAUGUGCUGCUUAGACACAGUAGAGGAUGUCAUAGAUUUAAGAAAUAUUAUUCAUUCACAUAUUUUACACUUGAAUUUAGUUGGAGGGAGUCCAGAUCUUACAGCAUGCAUGGUCAUUUCAAGAGAGUCUUGUCCCCCACAGCAGUGCAGCACUUGAGUCCAAGGCAUCUGUCCCAGCCUGCCUUCAGCCAGCCUGCUCAAGAUGGAUCUCUUUGUUCUCCCUUCUUCUUCUUAGCACACCUUGCUAAAGGCACUCUUUGCCUGUCACCUCACAUCCGGUUACCCUGGCAAACUUCCAAAUCCCCCGUCUCUGUCGACACCUCAGCAUAGUGGCCCAUGGCCCUGCAUCAUCAUCAUCAUCAUCAUCAUUAUUAACAACAACAAUAAUUUUAUUGUUCAUAUCCCAUGCAUUUGGUGGGUUGCCCCAGCCACACUGGGUAUUCAUGGCCCCAACUUGGCCAGGUCAUUUUGAGUAGGCUAACCCAGGAAUUCCUCUCCAGCUUGUAUUUCUCUUUUUAUAUCCCAAAUAAUCAAAAUCCUACCAUUUAUUAAUUUAUAGAGUUUAGGGCAGUCCCACCCCCAAACCUAUAACAAUAGGAAGCUUGACUUUUAUUGAAUCAGACUAUUAGUCCUCCUGUGUGUGUUGUGUGUGUGUUGUGUUGGCAUCUGUCUGUCUUGAGAGACAAUGGAGUGCACCUCUGGGGGUGAAGUCAACCCACUGGAGAAUCACAGCACCUGCUGUGGCUGCAGAGACUGGGAACUUGUAACAGCUACCUCCCACGUUGUUUUUCUGCAUUAGCAGCACUGAAGUGAUCUCUCCAGGGCACAAGCCUGGGCAAUGUGUAUGGGGGUCCUGUAAUGCCCAGACACCCCCCCCCCAUCUUGGCCUUGCUGAGGUUCACAUAGCUCAGUAUUGUCUACUCUGGCAGCAACCUUUCAGGGUUUCAGACAGCUGACGCUGCCCGGAAUUGAAUCUGGGAACUUUUGCACCCUUAAAGAUAUUUAAACAUUAAACAGUUUAGAAGUGCUUUUUCCCCAAAAAAGUGUGGGGGGGUGAACAUGUGCUGUAACACUGAGCCACCAGUGUAAUCAGAACACCACUUCUCUUCAACCAUAUCUUUACUUCCUGCAAUGCAGCUGGGAUAUACUGAAUUCCAGAAGAAUUCCUGAGCAAGAUAGCAGGAAGUUGCUUUUGCCCCACUCCCAUAAUAAGUUGAUUUACCCAUCUGCUGUUAACUGCACAAAAAUUGUUUUUCACAUAAUAAUACAGUGGUACCUCGGGUUACGGACGCUUCAGAUUACAGACUCCGCUAACCCAGAAAUAUUGCUUCAGGUUAAGAACUUUGCUUCAGGAUGAGAACAGAAAUCGUGCUCUGGCGGCGCGGCAGCAGCAGGAGGCCCCAUUAGCUAAAGUAGUGCUUCAGGUUAAGAACAGUUUCAGGUUAAGAACAGACCUCCGGAAUGAAUUAAGUACUUAACCUGAGGUACCACUGUAAUAAUAAUUUAUUAUUAUGGUCAAAGACCAGCUUGUGAAACACAAAUGGAACUACAAUCCCAAAAGCGAAACAAACAUUUAAAACAAUAUACAGUCAUACCUCGGGUUGAAGUUGCUUCAGGUUGAGCACUUUCGGGUUGCGCUCCGCGACAACCCAGAAGUAACGGAACACAGACGCAUAGGCACAGGUUGCAUUUACUUCAGGAUGCGAACGGGGCUCCGGAACAGAUCCCAUUCGUAUCCAGAGGUACCACUGUACAACAAUGGAUUUUAAGUUUAGCAAUGCGGUAGGCAUAUAAACACAUUAAAACUUUAAGAUAGACUACCAUAGAGAAAUGACCCAGAAUCGCCCGUGGAUCCGAGUUUGGGAAUUUUCUUAACCAGCUAGUUUGAAUCGGGGGGUGGUCUGUGCCUACAGAUCUGUGCGCAGAAUCUGGCGACAGUCAGAGUCGUCUUGUGAUCUUCGCCUAGCAGGAGAAGAUCGAAUUUUUGCUUUACCGGGAGGUCACAUAUUGUUUCCCUUUUUUAAGAGAGAGGGGUGGGGGAGAGAGAGAAACCCUGUUGUCACUUGUUAGGUUUAAAAACGCCAAAGAUAACACCAAAGAAAGGAAUAGCAGUGAGGGAGGAAAGCUAAAGGAGGGAAAUCAUUUUGACAAUGUCAGUUGUAAAUAAGCACUAAUAUUCCAUUUGGACCAUGCAGAUCUCCCCUUGCUGGUUUCACAUAUCUGUCUUUUCUCCCUACAACAGAGUAACAAUAGCUUUGGAGGGAGCAGUUCAGACUGGGAAGGUGGAGUGAAGGGGAAAAGGUUAGCUAACCCUUCUCUCCUCAGUACCACUCCUCUAACCAAAUAAUAAUAAUCUUAUUAUUUGUACCCCGCCCAUCUGUCUGGGUUGCCCCAUCCACUCUGGAGCACGUUACAGGUCACAGUUUGAGAGAGAGAGAGAAAAUAAGAGUUGGGAGAGCUAGCCAGGUAAGUUGAUCCUUACCUGGUCUUCAUCAUCUAGGAAAUCCGAACUGUUUGGUGGCUAUCCUAUGCCUCUAAGCAUAGGAAAGCGAUAAAAAGAUAGAGACGACCUAGAUCCAGACUUUUAAUAGUAUCAUACAGUACAAUUUCUUUAGUUCUUUUCUUCAAGGACAAGAACAGUACCAGCUUUCCUUAAAAUAUAAGACCUAGUUUCUUAUUUAUGGCCCACAUUUAGAACUAAAAUUCCUAUAUCCAGCUUUCACAUGCCGGCGUUUUAUCUAGCUUAUAAAUAAUCCAACAGUUGUCUGGCUAUGCACUUUAAUGCCAAGGCUGUAAAUAAACACUUUAUGUUGAUGAGCCCCACUUAAAAAUGCAGGCUUACCUUGGCAACCAGGUACUCCUCGACAUGUCACUGGCACAUAAAUUCUUACAUUUUUUUUAGAUCACUAGCUUGCUAUUUUGCCCACUGCUUUGCAACUACAUAAAUUCAAAGAAUUGCUUGCUGGCAUCUCCUAAUAACUUCUUAGAAAUAACUAGGCAUGCACUGCCAAAGUUCUAACAGGCAGUUUCACACCAAUAUGUGGAAUUCACACAUACACACACACCUGCCUCCUUGGUCUCAGAACUUUAUCAGCUCCCAAUCCCUUUGCAAUUGUUGACUUCAUUAAAUACCACAAGUUAGGAAUGAGCAAUAGAUAACUUAGAUUAAAAACUCAGUACUUGGGUGUAAGUCCCAUUGAACUCAGUGAGACGUCUGAAUUGGCAUGUAUAGGAUUAAAGGUAAAGGGACCCCUGACCAUUAGGUCCAGUCAUGACCGACUCUGGGGUUGCGGCGCUCAUCUCGCUUUAUUGGCCGAGGGAGCCGGCGUACAGCUUCCGGGUCAUGUGGCCAGCAUGACUAAGCUGCUUCUGGUGAAACCAGAGCAGCGCAUGGAAACACCAUUUACCUUCCUGCCAGAGGAAGAUCACCUAUUGAUCUACUUGCACUUUGACGUGCUUUCGAACUGCUAGGUUGGCAGGAGCAGGGACAGAGCAAUUGGAGCUCACCCCGUCGUGGGGAUUUGAACCACCGACAUUCUGAUUGGCAAGUCCUAGGGUCUCUGGUUUAACCCAAAGCGCCACCCGCGUCCCUUGUAUAGGACUGCACUUAGAUAAUUAUAGGACAUUAUAGGGUUCACAUUGCAGUCGGUUCAGCUUCUUUCAGUUAUGGUUGCGAGUGCUGUCUCCCUAGUUCAUUAUCUUGUAAAGACGUGUCUCAUUUCAAGCGAUGAUCACAGCAGAACCCUGUUAUGUAGCCCUACUGUCUCUUUGUCCUAAUUUCCUCCAACAUUAUACAAUCUAAUUUCUCGGGUAUUUCUUCUGCCUGCCUGCUCCCUACCUUAACUUCCCUUUUUGUUGGACCAUUUGCUCACUCAGCUUCCUGCCAUCAGCCCCCCAUUGCCUCAUUCUUUUCUUUGUGUCAAUAGCUCACAGAUCCUAUGAUGUUUUUUGCAUAUCCACAUUGAACUUCCAUCUCCCCCAAGCAAGCUCUCUCAAAUAAGCUGGUCGCAGGAUAUCACCCACUUGGUGAAGCUAAGUAGGUCUGGAUCUGCAGACCCUCCCAGAUUUAGAGAAGUCGUCCCGGUUUCUGAUUGGAUCCCAGAAUGUCCCACUUUUCCUUAGGACACCCCUAUUUUAAUCAGAGAAGUGUUGAAUGGUAUGGAGUUAUGUGACCCCUGAGCCAAAGAGAUAAGUAUCUAUACAACCUUUAGAAAACAGCCCUGUAAAGGGAAGGGUUUUUUAAAAAAAUGUUUAAUGUUUAAAAAUUAUUGUUGUUAUCAUUAUUGUUAUUAUUAUUAAAUAGGAUAUCCCUAUUUUCAUCUGAGAAAUGUUGGAGGAUAUGGGAAAAUCUGGUCAGUACUUGGAUGGAUGAUGGCCUGGGAACCACAUGUAUGCUGCUGUAGGUUUCAUAAUGGAAUAAAGGUGGAAUAUAAAUGUAAGAAAAUCAGUACAGUCGUACCUUGGAAGUCGAACAGAAUCUGUUCUGGAAGUCCGUUCGACUUCCAAAACAUUUGGAAACCAAAAGGCAGCUUCUGAUUGGCUGCAGGAAGCUCCUGCAGCCAAUCGGAAGCCACGAUGGACAUUUGGGUUCCAAAAAUCAUUCGAAAACUAGAACACUCACUUCCGGGUUUUGAUCGUUCGGGAGCCGAUUUGUUCAGUAGCCAAGGCGUUCGAGAUCCAAGGUAUGACUGUAUAUAAAUUCACCUUGGGCAGUCAGAAAGUUUAUGAGCAUUCCAUUACAUCAGAGAAGCUUAACCCAAGGCUGGGGAAAGAAAUUCACCCCUAGUAUUGGCCCAAAGUCAAGGGCUUUAUAAGAGACCACACCUGUCUCUUAAACUCAAGAAGCUGCACACUGGCAAGGUAUGUAAGAACAGUCCAUGUUACAAUUACUUUAGACUUCUUUAUUGAAGCUGGCAGGUAUCUGCCAUCUUUUGUUUUCCUCAAGGAGUGUCACUAACCCAACAGUUCCAUUUUAAUUUUCUCUGUACAUGACAUUCCAUCUUCUUGCUCAACUUCUAUGGUAUUUUUUUCUCGGUGCCCUCCAAGUGAUUAUUUACCUGCUGAAAACUCUGUUUUGGCUCUCUGAGGAGAGUGGUUGCUUUUGGCAGUUUUGCUUCAGAGGCCCAGUGGACCAGAUUCGGUAUUUUCCAGGGAGAGGAGGUCAGGUGUUGAUGGCAGCUGACAAGUUUUAAUUCCAGAGCUUCAAUAGUGAGAUGAAUGGCACACUGACUGAACAAAUAAAUUAGUCUGGCUUGGAGGUUUGAGCAGCUUAAAUUUAUCAUUAGGGAAAGGUGUAAUUUAAUUUCAAUAAACAGAGGGAAACUUUGGGCUCUCCGGUGACAAUACAAGGCUCUCUCAGUAAGAGCUGUGAGAAGGCAUAGAGUUAUUAAUCUUUUAAGUCUUUGCAGCCUUUCUACAGUCAAUUGUAUGAGCCCGUUUAAUAACAUUUUGAAGGUCUGUUGAGAAUAGCCUUUGAGUCUCCGUAAAAAAAUUCCCAAUACCUUAUGAAAACUAAUUAAUUUUUACUCUCUUGCUAUGUGUACUCCAGGAACCUGAGUUAGUACAACAGUUAAUAGGUAGAGAAACAGAGGCAAGUUGAGUUCCCCAAGUCAAUAUACAACUUACCAGUAAUGAUCUGAAUCAUUGUGAUCCUAUAAAACUCUAUACAUAGUUUGUGAGUAUAAGAGGGACUAUUAUCUGCCCCCACCAUUCCUGCGUGCUCUUUAUGCAGUCUAUUCACCUAUAAAUCUCUCUCCCCCCCCAAAAAAAUAGUUACAUAUAUUUUUUGGAACAUGGGACUGGAACAACUACAUUGUCAAGUGGACUACUGGAGUAAGACCUAAGCAACCUUGAUGCUAAGCAACCUCGGUGUGAUGGAAGUAGGUGUUUCAGAGAACAGUGUUUUGCCCAGUCACCUUUAGAAAGAUCAUCUGAAUUCCUUUAGGCUGCAUGCUAUAAAACAAUAAUUUUCCUCCCAUGACUAAUGGAUCUGCAAAGGUAAACCCAAUCAAGGGUGAACAAGGUUUCAUCAUGUAUAUUAGAAAGCAGCUGCAAGUGUGCAUUGAUUUAGCCAGAAUAUGCUCUUAAAUCUUUUCAUCUAACAAUGAAGUCUGCCAUCGUGAAAGAAUAGGGAUAUCAGAUUGUUAUUUCCUUAUAUUUAUUAAUGGUAUCUUUCUUGCCCAAGAAUAAUUUCACAGAUCUAUCCUUUCCUGUGGAUGGCAUCAUUUUGCUGUCAAUGGAUUUACCGUUUAAGAAUAUCAAGAAAUUGCACUUUGACAAAUGGCUGCCUCUGACUCAUAGAGCCAGUUUCUUCAGGGGCUAAAGUGUCCUUUGUUGUUAAGGCUGCCACCUUUUUCCAGACAACCACAGCCCUCCCAUGAAAUAAUUCUGAGUUGUUUAUUUCAUAACAAUACAGCUGCUUUGUAGGCCACAGAAUAAAGGUAAAGGGACCCCUGACCAUUAGGUCCAGUCAUGGCCGACUCUGGGGUUGCGGCGCUCAUCUCGCUUUAUUGGCCGAGGGAGCCAGCGUACAGCUUCCUGGUCAUGUGGCCAGCAUGACUAAGCCGCUUUUGGCGAACCAGAGCAGCACACAGAAACGCCGUUUAACUUCCCACUGGAGCGGUACCUAUUUAUCUACUUGCACUUUGACAUGCUUCCGAACUGCUAGGUUGGCAGGAGCAGGGACCGAGCAACGGGAGCUCACCCCAUUACGGGGAUUCGAACCGCCGACCAUCAGCAAGUCCUAGGCUCUGUGAUUUAACCCACAGCACCACCCGCAUCCCCUAGGCCACAGAAUAGAGACACUUAAAAAAAACCCACUUGUUUCUUCAUCGUACCCAUAUUUCUGAUGCGUGGGUUUAGAGUAGGCCAUGUACAGCAUGAAAGAAAAGAGAGAUGGAAUCCAGAGAUUUAUCAUAAGGCUGAGCUUGAGCAUUUCCAAGGAGAGGUUCUGGUUUUGACUGCAUUUUGAUAGCUGGUGUUAAUUGUGUUUGGGUUAUUUUGCAUUUGAAGUAGCAUAUUUUUUUUCUUUUUCUUAAAUUUUGCUUAGAUUUCCAAGGCCACACCUACAUACGCAGCGGAAAACAUUUAUAUCAUUAUUUAUUGCAUUUAUUAGUCAUUCGUUUUCACUAAAAGUGACCCAAAGCAUCUUAGAAGAAGCAAACAUUAUAAAUACCAGAAAAAGAUGAACCUAAAAAGCUCAUCUGUAAUAUAUCCAUAAAAGUGAAAACCUAACUCACUCCACCCCACCAAAAAUAAAAAUAAAAAUGAAGAGGCCAAAAUAAGGUAGCAAAAUGUUAAAGUAGUAAAAUAGGAUGGACCAUUUCAGACUACAAAUGAGGUUUCAUUUAUGGAUGUUCUUCCAUAUGAAAAAGCAUCUUACAGAUAUAGAAUUGGGAUAUUAGGGAGAAUACAGCCUCACCCUGGACAGCUCAGUUGGUCAGAGGAUGAUGCUGACAAUACCAAUAUUCCCAUAUGGAAGAGCUCUAUAUUUCUUCAUUGCAGAGGGUUGGACUAGAUGAUCCUCAGGCUCCCUUCCAACCUGAUAAUUCUGUGAUUCAUUCUGAUUUUUCUACAUCUAGGAACCAUACAUUUACUGUGACACACGCCAUUGCAGUCGCUCUGGAACAUAGACUCUACAUUCCUAUGCCUCUAUAGGGAUUCAGUUUCCGGUUUACUGAGGCUUCAAUUGAGGUUCCAUACAAAGCACUCUGUUCUACCACAAAUAAUCAUUUAUAAGCCAUCCUCCAGGAUGCAAAUUAAAUUCACCUCCUUGGUGCACUUGCCACGCUGUGUUUGUGCUGCGGCACCAAACACACGAGGUAUUUUUAACAAUAAAAGAAGGGGAAAUCAGAAGUGGCAGGGAGUGCAACUGGUAACUGAAAUGAAAAAGUAGGAGCUAGCAGGAGGCAUGGAAAGAAAGGGUAGGGGAUGACGGGAACUGCCCAUAUCUGAAAAACUAUAGAAAGGUGUCUGGGAAUGGUUUGAAAAGCAGUUUAUUUUAUUUUUAUUUAUGAUUUUCAAUUUUAUACAUUUCAAUAAUUUUACAAUCAUUUUAACAUUUCAAAACUUGACUUCCUUCCCUCUCUUUCUGCGGUUCCUUAAUUUUUAAUAUUUUCUGCAUAUUCAAAUUAAUUUGAAUAUGUUCUUCAAAUAUAUACUCUUAUAAAACUGCAGGUUAUUACAAUAAUCCUGCCAGUGUUUUUAUCUGUUUAUAAUUUAUCUGUAAAUAUUCAAUAAACCAUUUUCAUUCUUUUAUUUAAAAAAGUUUGUUAUCUUGAUUUCUUAUUUUUCCGAUAAGUUUUGCCAUUUCUGCAUAUUCCAUAAGUUUUUGUAUCCAUUCUUCUUUUGCUAGGACUUCUUUCCAUUUUGGGGCCAGUAACUUUCUUGCCGCUGUAGUCGCAUACAUGAAUAAAUUUUUAUACAGUUUGGGUAGUUCUGUCCCUAUAAUUCCCAAAAGGAAAGCUUCUGGGGUUUGUUAUAAACGUUAUUUUAAACAUCUUUUUCAGUUCAUUAUAUAUCAUUUCCCAUUAAGUUUUAACCUUACUACAAGAUUUACCUGGCAGGGGAGAACCCAUUAUCGUGAAAAGCAGUUUUACUAGUGUUGGCAAAUUUCUUUUUUCAAUAUUCCCAGCUCCAGGUAACUCCAAAUUUACUGAGAAAAACGUUCAGGACAGCAGCUGUACAUGGUGAAAGACUCCUGGACAUGGGAGAAUUAAUGGGUAUGCUAGGGGUAGACAGUCUGUAUUGAACUGAAUAUACCUUGAAUAUUUCAGAUCUUGUGGAAUAGUCCUUGAAGGCUGUACUCCUACCCCCACUUUCCUGGGAGUAAACCAGUCAACUUGAAAGGAUUUACUUAUGCGUGGACUUUCAUAAGAGUGCAAUACAAACAAUCCAUUGUAGUGGAACUGAAUGCUGAUUCUCCAAUUGAGGGGAAAAGCAUCUCAUCUGUCUGUCAGAAUCGGGGGGGUCGAAAGGCCAUCUCCCCUCAUCCUUGCCACUGCGCAGAUCCAUCAACCUCUGCUCUAGUGUACAUCAGUGACUCAAGCUUGCAGACUUGACCACACUUUACUCAGCAGUGUAAACUGCGCAACAGAAGAGCCUUGAGGCUGUAGACACAUACUAAACUACACAUUUAUUAUACAUAAAUCAGGACAAAGAAAACAUGGCAUCUCUCCUUGCCGUCUUCUCAGAGAGAGACUAAAAACAAAAGCAAUACAGAGCGGAAGUUCCGCUCAUGCCACCAAUCUGUGCUGGAAUGUAAACAGACAUGUGACAUGUAACAAUCCCAUGUCUGCAGCAAAGGAUGGAAUGGAAUCCCAACACUGUCUUGGAAGGCAGUGCUUUUGCAGCCAGUGGUGACUGUGUCCUGACAUUCCACAUCAAUAGUGUCAAUAAUAAUACUGACUUACCCUGCAAGGAUGUUGUAACAUAUGGAAAAAUCUUUUGAACAUUCCAAGGUAAUAUGCAAUUGAUUGGGGUUGAUAGUGGUGGGGUCUACAGAAAAAGAGAUAGAGAGGCUGUGGGAGUAAGCUGGGUUUAUGAAGGUAAAGAAAGACAGGUGGGCAGCCAGGUAAGAUGAAAGGGUGAGCCGGGUUUCCUUUUAAAUGAAUUUAUUUGCAAGGCUGUGUACAUUAUUUUUUCUCAGGUUGUGUAUGUGGUCACUUAGUAAUCUAGAGGACCAUUUUCCCAAGUGGUGGCUUACCACGACAUGCAUUCAGCAACUUAGUGAGCUGGUCAUGUUCACUGUCUGGCCCACAGGUGACAAGAGCACAACAAGGAAGGUGGCAGCUCCCCUAGGAGGAAAGGCUACAACAUCUGGGUUUUCUUCAUUUGGAAGAAAAGGUAAGCAAGGAUGGGGGAGAAACAUGAUACAGGUGUAUAAAUUUAGAUGUGGUGUUGAGAAAGUGAAUAUCCCCCCGCUGCCAUUUUGCAGAAUCUGAGCCCAUCAAAUGAAGGAUAGACUUCUUUGCACAGAAUGUGAAACUAUGGAACUGACUACCACGACAUCAUGAUAGAGUUGGAAAGUUGGAAGGGACCCUGAUAAUCAUUAGUCCAGCCCCCUGCAAUACAGGAAUAUGCAGCUGUCCCAUACGAGGAUCGAACCUGCAACCUUGGCAUUAUCAGCACCAUGUUGUAACCAACUGUGAUGGCCUCCAACCUAGGCAGCUUGAAUAGAGGAUUAAAUAAAUUCAUAAGGCUAUCAGGGGCUGCCUCCGGGAUGAAAGGCAGCAUUCCUCUGAGUACCAGUUUGUUGGAAGCCACAAGUGGAAGAGUCCAUACCUCACUUGUGGGUUUCCUGUUCCCAAGGUUAUCUGCUUGGUGAUAAAAUGUUGGCCUAUGUAGACCUAUGGUCUGAUCCAGAAGGACUCUUGCUCUUGCCACUCGGUUGAUUCCCUGGGUAGGCCCAGAAGUGUGAUAAUACUCCUCUCCACUUUGCAGAACAAUAUAGAUCGCUGGCUUGCCACAUGCUUAAUGCAAACCAGGGCAACUUGCCACUUAGUAAACUACUGUUUAUCAUUUAUAUAGUGCUGGAGAGCGUUCAAAACAAUUUACGAUGCUUAGAUCCACGUCUAAUUAUAGCCCAUAAUUUAUUAAGCCUCCAAUAAUUAAAUUAACUGCUGUAGAUGAUAUUGAUGAAUUCAUUUAAUACAACUUCAAAUAAUUAAAAAAAAACACCACCCCACCAUGCUGGACAUAUUUCAAUACAAAUCUUCCUCAGCAGUAUUAUUAAUCACAGUUCAACAUAUCCACAAUUUGGUUUUCAAAGCAGGUUUAGUGGAUACCUUCUUUGGCCUUAGAUAUGAUUGUAUCCAGACAAAAAAACAUAGAACCAACAAAUCCCAUUUAAAAUAUUAUUCCUAUGUUCCCAUAUGAAAGGCCCUCAGAAAGGAGCAAUUUUUUGUCUGAAUGUAUAAAAAAUUGUUUUAAAAUUCCAAAGCCAGUCUGGAGCACUUGCUGCUUUCGUUGUGGUAGGAAAAUAAAACUGCAAAAAUGUGCCUUUUCCCACUUAAAAACAACAUUAUAUUGUGUAAAAUGCCACAUAACCCCAAUAGCUGCUAAAACGUAGCAAAGAGUAGAAUUUCACAUUUACAUAAAACUGGAAAGUAGAUCCCACCUCCAUUACCCAGCAAAGUAAAUCAACCUAGAUUCCAGUUAUACUCUAUACAGUAAAUCUGCUUCAGAACUUUUGUAAUCGACCAGACCUGCGCCUUAUAGCUAUAAAAUAUUGUGGGAAAUUAUUAAAGAAUGAAAGCCUCAGCUGCUGUAAUUAAUGUGCAAUGAUCCCAUGGACUAGUAGGACUAAUUCCUAGAGCUUUGAGGUUUAAGAUGUACAAACCCUUCGGAGAAAUGUGGUCGCCUGAGGGAAACCAUAACUGAUUUAUUAAGAAUCCUAAGGCUUGCCUUUCAUAUCUUGGACAAAUGGUAAGUCAGCUCCUAGGAGUUUUGUACAUCUCUAUCAAGGUGCCAUCCCUCCAUGUUGAGAUUCAUUUGCCAGAAGACAAAAUCCCACAAUAAAAAGUAUUUGUCACAGAUGACAAUCACACAAUUUUGCCAUCUUGGAGACUGAAGAAUGAUGCCUCUUACUACAAAGUGACUGCAGGGGCAGCCAAACCAAAUCUCAUACGUAGUUUUUAUCAGUUCAACAUGUUUUCAGGCUAUUUAGUGCCUCCAGUACAGAUUUUUAGUAGGAUUUUAAUUAAGGUUGGGAUACAGUAAGUUGGACACCGAAUAGUUUUGAUAGGGAACAUCUGGACCAGCUGUCCAGAUAGAUGUAGCUUGGGGGCUACUUUGGUUUUGUUUUGUUUAACUGCUCUCUCCUCUUUUCAGAACCAGAAAUCAAAUGACAUGAAAGAAAUAAAAUCAGGCUUGCAGAAUCUGCCUUGUUUUUGUACUAGAACCUUGAUAUCCCCUGGCUGGAGCCAAGUGCAAAAUUGGUUUUCAGGACCAGAACUGAGCUCUCAGCCCUGCCACACAAAUAUCUACAGUAUUCCUGCACAUUGCUCAAAGAUCUACCACUGGAUCCCAAUCAAACUUUGGCCCACCCAUAUUUUCGGGGGGGGGGGGGUAAUUGGUUUUAAAAUCUCUCAGAAUGAAAAGCAGAAACGCUUUGUUUCUAAAUCUGUUUUCUUCUGUCAACAUUAUCAAAGUAACAAACUAACAUGAUGCCUAGCAGCUAAUUUCAAAGUGGUCCAACACUCAGUUUGCACGUAACAGAGGUGAACAUUUGCUGCCUAGGGUACACAAGUGUGUGUCUUCUGUACACUACAGUGCUCUGCAUCGUAAUGGUUAGCCUGGUCACUAAGCUCACUAAGUAAACCGGUGGGGUAAUUGAUAGUGUGUUCGUGCCAUAUCAUUUUCUACUGAUGACUUUCCAGAAGAUGAAAAACAGAUUGUUCGCCCUCUCCAGGAAUGCUCCCAGUUAUGAGAAAAGCAAAUUCCCUGGCUUGACAUUUGAUGUACCUUUUUGUCUGAUGAAAGCAUUUUUCUCUAGCAGGUAUUUUAGAGUGCCCAAGGCAUAGAAACAGGCUAUUAAUGCUUUCAUUUUCACAGUGGUAUCUGCAGGCAGUUGGUCAUUGAUCUAUCUCCAGGACCAGAUCUUGACUGUGCCUUGGACAGAACUGCGUUAUGAGCUUCCCUGACGUGCUGUGCUAAAAGUAUCCUUUGGGAUGAUUCAUUCCCUGGGUUCAGAAUAGGCCUUUUAUGAGAGCAUAUUGCAAUGGGCCUUCAAAGUCCUGUGGGUGAUUUGACACUUGAGGAGAAAGAGAGAUAUGAAUCUGAUUCAUGCAAAAAUUACAUUCUAAAUAUAGAAUGAUACACCCCUAUGUUUGCAAAGUUUGGUAAAUACCGUCCACAAUACAUGCCAUGCCCCAGAAUGAAGAAGCCAGGCCAGGCUGGAUUAAUCAUUAAGAAAAAUUAGCCCUACCGAGCGCCUUCUCAGUAGUGGCACCUGCCCUGUGGAACGCCCUCCCAUCAGAUGUCAAAGAGAUAAACAACUACCUGACAUUCAGAAGACAUCUUAAGGCAGCCCUGUUCAGGGAAGUUUUAAAUGUGUGACAUCUUUGGUCUUUAUGGAAGCCGCCCAGAGUGGCUGGGGAAACCCAGCCAGUUGGGCAGGGUACAAAUAAUAAAUUAUUAUUAUUAUUAUUAUUAUUAUUAUUAUUAUUAUUUGCUUAGGGCAUCAGGGAAGGCGGGCACCACAUAAAUUUACCAUGACCAGAUUUUAAACGUUACAGUGGUACCUCUGGUUGCGAACACGAUCCGUUCCGGAGGCCCGUUUGCAACCUGAAAAGAGUGUAACCUGAAGCGCCUUAUCUGCGCAGGGACGCUGUGUGAUUUGGCACUUGUGUGCAUGCGCGAAGUGCGAUUUAGCGCUUCUGUGCAUGCACGAGUGGCGAAAUCCGGAAGUAACAUUUCCCGAUACUUCUGGGUCGCUGCGGGACGCAACCUGAAAAGACGUAAUCUGAAGCGUCCGAAACAUGAGGUAUGACUGUAAUGGUCACAAAUUGCUCAGCUGAGCAUUCAUUUUCUCAGGUGAAGAAUAUUAAAAAUCCCAAUAGAACAGCUAUGCAACAAGGUGGGCUGGAUGCCUUAUCUCUACUAAGUAUUGAAGCAGAUGCGCUAAGUAAGAUUAGUCACAUGACAGGAAAGGCCCUGGGUGAUUCAGCUAGACUUGUCUUCCCAGGGAGUUUAAGGACAGGCAAGGGUGUGCACAGGUGCUACGAGCACAACCCCAGGUAUAGGGCGCUAUAUAAAUUCAAUAAAUAAUAAUGAACUAGGAAGCCGAGAGGCACCCUAGCUAAAGGGGUCCAACUCCAGUAGGAAGUCCGAACCUCCGGAGGGAGCGUAUUUGAAAGCUCCUGCUGGUAGGAAAUGACAGAGACCAGACCAGAUUCUAGCGAAAGCAAGGCAGCGACGUAAGCCUGAUCUUUAUUAAAAAAUAGCUGUUGGCAACAGGGUUCCCACUCAUGCUACAGGCAUUGGAGGAGGAACCCCGAACAAAAGAAAUCUCUUACAUUUAUACCUUAAAUUUCUAUACAGUAGACAUCAGAAGAGGCGCAGCUGCAAGGUAUGUUGAAAGGAUUUAGCACAGGUAAGUGGUGUGUUGAGGAAGGGUUAAAUGGUGUUAUUCGUUUGUGAUUGCUGUACAAGAGGUGUUUAGGUUGAUUUCCGGUCUCCAGAAGUGUUGACAAAUGGUUUUGUUUUUUCUGCACACAUACUGGAUCCUGCAUGGUCUCCAGGUCCCAAGAACUCCUUGCACACAGGGCUUAUUGCCUGACCACUCAAAUAGACAUACGACAGGGUUGGUUUCAAAAAAGUGAGGUUACAAUUUAGUAGAAAGUCCGUCCUGUAUUGGGGUAUUGUGAGGGGUGUGGCGAUGAAGGGUACCCCUUGUUUGUGGUGUGAGGGAGUAUGGGCACAUACCCAGCAAUCAGACAUAUUGGUAGUGUGGAUGACCUUCUGGAGAAGUUGCUUUGCCAUGCAGACAACUGUUGGGAAUGAGUGGGGAUGAGUAACUCUGAUAAUUUGACGUUCCUAGGGGUUGUGCCUAUGGGGUGUAGGGGAUCUUGGUGAUGAAGGAGAUUUAAGUCGGUCAUUAUCCCACCACAUCUCUGGGUCCCAUUCCGAAGCGGUACCUCCUCCCACAGGAUGCAGCCAGCCUUCAAGGUGCAUUUUCCCUCCCCAAGUCGAAGAAGUCCCUAAAUCCCAGACACAGCAAAAUCUAUGUACACAAGUACCUUGGAUAGUGGAGGCAGUGGUAGAGUCACUGCAAUAAAAUCCGUAAGUCCAGUGUUUGUAAUACAUGGAAUUGGUGUAGCCUUCCCAAAGUCUUUUUUCCUUGUUUGGAUGGGUUGUAGUGCCGAGUGGGUUUCCCCCAUUGUGCUUGGAUAUAAGUCCCAUUGUGGCAAGUCAGUCGGUUCCACAGGUGUUCGAUGGUGAAGAGAGCACAUCCUAGAACAGUGUAGGAAUCGGAUCGAACGAGGAGUUCCCAUGCUUGAGUGUCCUGUAAACGUGGUCGGAAAGCGUGUUGUAGCCAAGUCCUGGUUCCAGGUAAAGUGAAGGACAAGAACUGCUAUGGCAGCUGCCUUCUCUAGGGCAUUGCAGUUACUCUUGCGCAAGCCUUUGUGGAACAAGCCGGCUCCUUCUGCUCAUGGUCCAAUUGACUGGGGACUGGAAUUUGAAGCCGCAGUGAGAAAUGGCUCUGGGAAGGUAUGGAUAGAAGAAACAAGGAGUCUAGCAUUAUUGCCAGGAAGAUGUUACAAAUGGGAAACCUGUGUCAAAUGAAUGCCACCAUACUUUUUCAUCUCACACAGACAGAUCAUAAUCAGUGCCUCUUAGCUUUCAGUUCUUCCCCAAUCAAGAUUGUAACUAACAGUUCCUGCAGUAUUUCUAGAUCACAAGUUACCUAGUCGUAACAAACAAUAUCUUACCCCACUAACUAUGCAUUUGAGAUACCAGAACUGAGGGCAGGUAAGGAUACGGGACAGGUAGAUCAAAAGAGGCUUAAAAAGAGGACAUCUGGCCAGCUUAGAUACCAUCCUUGGGCCUGUUCAUUUUUUAUCUUACUACGUUCCUUCCUUUGUUCUCAGCCUAGGCUGGGAUGUGCAUCAAACAGAGUGUUAAUAUUUGAAGAAGCAUUUCAUAUUCAUUCACUGACAGAGCAAGUUGCACUAAACAUCUGAUUUAUACUGACAAGGUCUGAGUGAUAUAUUAGUGUAUGGAGGUGUUUUUACGGGAAAUGAGUCAUCUGCAUACAUAUGAAAAUGCGAGUCUAAUUUAAAUAUUUAAUGGCAAUUUUAUUCAGUGGCAUUUUGUAUUAAAUAUUCAUACGCAGUAUUAGUGUUACUAAUGGAUAAGCUUUUUCAUGUAAUGCAUUACCAUGUUUUGGAAAUGAAACAGUGGAGUGGGAAACAGCAAGCAAAUCACAUUAAACCAACAAAUUAGAAUAUUGUUAACUGUCACAUUAUGAGGACCCAACACUAUCUAUGAACAUAGUCCAAAACACAUGCAGAAAGUGCCACUCAUUAAACAGCAGUAAAGUUCAGGAUUUCUUGUUUUCUAUGCAAGAUUAAAAGAACUGGGGGUGCUUAUGGCAGCCUACAAAACUGACCCCUCUGAUCUCUGCCCCAUAUGUUGCAUAUUUCUAGACUGCUUUUCACUCAAGUGGCUUGCAAAGCGGCUUACAAACAAUAAAUAACAAUAAGAUAAUAGAACAUCACAAAUAUAGCACAAAUCAUAUGGAAUAAUUAGCAAACCAUCGGUAAAACAAUUGCAGUCUAUAAAACAGUAUUAACAAAACAACGAAAGAAAUAAGCCAAGCAGCACCGUUACAACCAAAGUCAUAUGAAAGGAUUCACAAAGUACUGCACCAUUCAUAAUCUAUAAAGCAACAGGAACAACUUUAACGAAACAGCAACCAAAAAACAAGCACCCUUGCACUCGCUCAUUGUGGGAGAAAGUCUACGCACGUGGUGCUGGCGUAAAGGAAGUGGGUUUAAGUUAGGUGUAAAGUUAGACCAGAUCCAAGCGCCAUUCAGCAGUGGGGCUGCUGCUGCUGCUCUGCCUAAGCCUGGCAGAGGGAAAACAAGCCUUAAAAAUAGUGCUCUGCUGGGUUGUCAGGCUAAGUGACUGAGUGAAUGGGCUUUGGAUCGGGCCUAACCCCCCCCCUGGCCUGCCACACCCACCCACCCUCAGAAUGCCCCUUUUGGGAGACUUAUAGCGGCCUCAACUCAGCCAGGAUGAGCAAGUUAUGCUGGAGUUAUCUUCAGCUGAGUCAGGGCUGGUGACUUAAUGCUGGCUGAGCCCAGCUGAGCUGAGACUGAGCUAGAGAUCAGUUGCAUGCUAAGCUGCUCAUCCUGUUUUAUGUUUAUUUAGAUUUUUUGAUGCUGCUGAUUGCCAGAUGGUCACAGGGCAGUUUGCACAUUUAAAAUGUCAGAAAUGCAUGGUACAAAAAUUGAACUAAAGCUGCAAAGUAAGUAACAACAACAGCAUCCACAAAUCGGCAACUGGACGAUUCCACGACACCUAUAUUCCAUACCACUUUCUCUCUCUCUUUCCUAGUGGAGGAGUUGGGUUUGUGCUUGUCCUCUAAAUGAAAAGUAAUGAUGGAACAGGACACAGAGGGAAGGGAAGGGAAGGGCAGGAAACUGCUGCACGAUGAACUUCCUUAAGUUAAUUUAUUUUAGGAUUCCAGUUGAAGUCGAAAAUAUAGAUAAACUCCAUCAUCUAAAAUUCCUCUAAUUUAAAACAGAACUCCACAGCCCACAAAAAAUUAUGAAUGCUUAAACCUUUUCUAGGGAUGCGGGUGGCACUGUGGGUUAAACCACAGAGCCUAGGGCUUGCCAAUCGUAAGAUUGGCAGUUCAAAUCCCCACGACAGGGUGAGCUCCCGUUGCUCGGUCCCUGCUCCUGCCAACCUAGCAGUUCGAAAGCACACGGUGCAAGUAGAUAAAUAGGUACCGCUCCGGUGGGAAGGUAAACGGCGUUUCCGUGUGCUGCUCUGGUUCGCCAGAAGCGGCUUAGUCAUGCUGGCCACAUGACCCGGAAGCUGUACGCUGGCUCCCUCGGCCAAUAAAGCGAGAUGAGCGCCACAACCCCAGAGUCGUCCACGACUGGACUUAACGGUCAGGGGUCCCUUUACCUUUACCUUUAAACCUUUUCUAGUUGAGAGGCCUUGGGGUAUCCUGGGCCUUGUCUCUAUUUCUCAGUUGGGAGGUUUGCUCUUCCUCCACCAUGCAGAAAGAAAGAAAAAAUGUUUUUCUUCCUAUUAAAAAUGAUUGCAUCCCCACUUUGAUUGCAGCAGUGUUUUCUGUGCAUUAUGCUGCACAGAGGUUCAUAAAGCACGUUUAAGGCCAAUUCGGCAUAAAGGUGCUGUGUAAUAAAUGCUAACACAAAAGGAUGGUGUUUUUCAUUAAAAUAAGAAAGCCUCUUGAAUCCCUGGAUAUUCGAGAAGUACGCUAGGGCCCCAAUCCAACACCGAGUUAGACAUGCUUAAAUUAAGCCCACUGAUUCCACUGGCUUUAAGCAUGCCUAGCUGAGCGUUUCUUGGAUUGUGGCCCAGCUAUUGGAAGGAAGGCUUUAAGGAAGGAUUAGCAAAUUAUCUCAUGUAGAGAAGUUCUCAAGGAGAGGUUGGUUUCACAUUUCUGCUAAGAGUUGCUGUUACACUGACAUUCUGCUACUAUAAAUUCCAGCUAUAGUAAUCUGCAUUCUAAUUAGCAGCUUGCCUUUCGAAAACAGGAGCAUGUGGGUGGUAAAGGAUUAUAGAUUAUAGAUUAUAAGGAUUAGAGAACCGUGUGCAUGUGUUUCUCAGAUAUCUAUUCUAGGCAAUAAGCUAGUUUAAAGGGGGGAGGAAUAAAAAUCUAUUUGUCCUUUGGGAAGAUUUGACUGCUGCUGGGAAAAGGCUGUAUUGCUUGAGAACUCGCAAAGUGAAAUGUAGCACUCAGUGAAGUGGUUGGAUGAGAGGAAAAGGGAGAUGGGUUCAUAAUAUGAGUUGUUUGAAGAGACUCCCCCCCCCCAAAAAAACCCCCCCAUUAAAAAUAACAGUAACAUUUACAUCAAACCAAGAUGAAAUAAAGAGGAAGAAUCAGGCAGGCAAACAUCCAAGUACACUUUAUUUUGUUCCAGCAGGCUAUGUUUUGCUUUUCCAGAAGCUCCCUGUUCGUUCUGAUUCAGAGGCAACAAGCACACCUUUCGAGAAAGGCUAUGCACUUAAUUUAUGUACAGAAAGAAUUGGCAUGCAACGCCCACAGCUCGCCUGCUUCUGGUCAUAAAGACCAGGACUAGCCUGCCUUGGAAAGCCUAAAUUGCACAUAAAGGCUGAUUAGCUGAGUCUGGUUACCAUUUGCAGAGAAGCAGUCAGAUUAGUGCAGCAAGAAAGAGAAAUGGUAAAGCUAAGCUCUCCUGACGGAGUCCCUGGUCCCACCUGUAUGCCCAUUUCCAACUCAUGGGAUGCUACACAAUGCUAGCUUGUAGGAAGCCCAGUUACUAGACCCGGCUUCUAUACAGCAUUAAGGCAUGAAAUAGCACACUGUGCCUAGCUUCAGCCAAGAAUAUCAGGCAAGACCUUACUGCCUAUGCCCCUUCAGUUGUUCAGACACCUGGCACAUGGUCCUUCUCAGUCAGCGUGAACUCCCAUCAUCCCUGACUGUUGACUGCGCUAGCUUGGACUGAUGGGAGCUGGAGUUACCACAACUGGAGGAGGUCUACCACCCCUGAUUUAAACGGGCCUACUUAUUAGAGAUUUCUAUAAUCUAAAAUGCAUACACACACAAAUUACCUUUGACUAAAAUGAGGCAUAUUUUCAUGGGCAAUCUAUUCCAUCUUCCUACUUGAUAAAGAUAAACAGCACAGUCAUCUGGCGUCUCAUACCCUUCAACAUCCCACAGAUCAAAAUCAAGACGCUCAUUUUUUUGGUCUUUUGGUCCAUCACUCUGGUGUGAGCCAGAUGAUUUGUGCCAGAGCAUGAGAGCAAAAACCGAGCCCCUUUUGGUCCAGUGCUCUGGCACAAAACAGGACUGUUGAGCGGUAUGGAGUCUUGCUGUACAAUACCAUUGUUAUGUGGAACCACACCCAGCUUUAUCUCCCUUGGUCAGAGUCAGGCCCAGUAUUAGUUCUGAACUGGUGCCUGCCCCUCUGUUGUGACCUAGAUGGAAAUUUAGGCAGUUGAAGCUGCCUCAAACCCUUUGGGUAUGAGCAUUAUUUUUUGAAAAUACAGUAAAUAGCAAAAGAAGCUAAGACUUCUGUGGUAGAAACCACUUCCUGAAGGAAUGCUUCUGCAGGCUUCUCAAGCAAUACAAAGCUUUCCUGCUCCCUCAUGUGGUUAAGGGCAGCAAACCAAUGUACAAAAAAAGCAAAACAAGGCAUUGCGUCUAGAUCAUUUUUCCCACAGAGGAGUCAUUUCAAAGUAAAAUUAUUAUUACAGCACAAUACUUAUUAUUUGAUCUAGCCAGAGGCUGUUACAAUAGAAUGACUAUCACUUGACAUACCUAAGAAAACACGUCAGUGCAGUAAGAUAAAUAUUCAGCAUGCCUCUGCUAAUUGCAUCUUCCUUUCCCAUCAAUAUGAUCACAUCACCAGUGCUUGAAUUACAGGGUGAAGGACAAAGGGGAUCUAGUCACCUUCACUUUGAUACAGAUCCCUUAGCUACACUUUUAAAAGGCCCUAGGGGGGCGUGAUUUGGCUAAAGCUAAGCAGAAUUAGCAGGGGCAGUUCCAGAUUUGAGCCUCCCUUGGGCAAGGCUCUGGGGGGUGGCCUCCUCCAUCUCUGUGCCCUGGUGGGCUUACCUGACGGUGGCGGCAGCAGCCCACAACAGCCAUACCAGAGUUCCAGUUAGUGAAGAAUGCUUGGAUCUAGAUGCACUUUUAAUUCUACAUAAUGCACCAGAGAAAUGUUCUAGAGGGGAAGCCAGUGGCGCUCUGAGUGCUGGGCUUGGGAUGAAGGCACGCCUGAGGAGAUAUCAGUUAUGAGCUCUGCUGAGGCUUGGGCAGCCAGCAAGAUUCCAGUGUGUGGAAGCUGACCCUGGGCAUUUGAGAAUGGGGCUUGUGGGUUUCAUUUAAGGCCCUACACACUCCCCGCACCCAAGCAUUGCACAUAAGGUUGUUCCUGAAAACCGUAAAAAACAGCAGCUGUUAUGGUCAAGCAGCUCCUAGACUAUAUCGCUUCCUACUGCAUAAUUAAAUGUUAUGUUGUGCUAUGGUUUAUUUAUAUCUCUCUCUUUUUAGCCCAAAGGCCCCCAAAGCAGCAAACAGCACAUGAAUACGAAAGGAAUAUACAGUAAAAACACAGUAAUGUUCCGCCCCUGUACAAAAGACUCUCUGUAUACAGAAAAUGGGUGUUGUAGCCUUUUCUAUCAUCUUACUUUUAUAUGUACAAUAUUUAAUAUCCAAGGCUAGCCUUAGAUGUAUAGGAAACUGGAAUCCAGAAUUGGAAAUAUUGUUGGAGGUGUGGACAGUGGAGCUGUAAUGGAACCUAUUGUUCCUUUCCCAAGUAUUUGAUUUCCCUGUUUUGCCCAUUCAAGUGAAGAUACCUGUUUGUCCCAAACAUUAUUUAUAAUUGGGGAUGGGCAAAUCUGUCAGUUUCAGUUUCUCUCAACUUCUUAUUUUUUCCAGUCUAGGGGAGCAAUUCUAUACACAAGGAACUGAUGUAAGUUAUGAUGGCAUAAAGUUACAUCAGAAAUGGGGUGGCCUGCUCUGUUUCGCUACCUGAGACAAAAAUAGGAAGGUGCUGCUCUGGACGUACACUGCUACCUAAACCUUGUUUUCUAAGGUCGCACAACUAUGGCUCUGGGGUUUGGGUGAGAUCUCACCAAAAUCUGAAACCUACCACAGCCGCUUCUCUGGUAGUGGUGGUGGGGCAUCCACAAAGGAACUUCUGGAUUCCACCACCUGAGGAGGCUGCUUCAGUCUGCCUCAUGAAUGGGCCGGCCCUGCACCAGAGCCAAACUCAAUUCAGCAGUACUGAAUUCAGGAUUUACCCCAUCUUAAGAUAUGCUAAGCUUGGCUGGUUCCUGGCUGAGCCAGGAUGAGAGAGAUACAUGUUUAUUUCUGGCUGAGCUAAAAUAUCUAUUGCUGAGCUGAAGAUGAAGGACUUAGGCUGGUGCAGCCUGGCUGUGCUGGGAACAUCCAAAAUCAGCUGAAGAUCUACUGGAUUCUAAUCUGCUCAUCCAGAAGAUCUUGCUAUAAGAUUGCUCUUUUAAAUUCAGUUUGGCACAUUUUCACAGCACUGUGUAUUUAUUUAUUUAUUUUUAGUUGUCAUGAAAAUUCACCAGCAUUUUACUGCAAUUUUCUCCUAAUGCACACAUUGUUUAUGCAGUUUUGAUGAAAAAAAUCCAUUUUAGUAAAGCCGUUUCCCAAAAUACAAUGUAUUUUUGCAAGUAAUUUUCACUGGUACCUGCAUUUUUAUACCUACUUUACCCCAGUAUAACCACAUUUGCACACAUUACUUGAUUGGAGAACUGCAUUGCAAAAUUCAGAAAUGUAUGAACUCCGAAAGACUGGUGUGUUUCAGUUCGCAUAUUGUUUCAGGAAGUACCUUGAAAUGCAAACUGAAUCAACUUCCCCCAACCACCCCUAAUUAUAAUUCUCCCACUGCCGUCAAGAUCCACAAUCUUUCAAAUGCAAGGUGUUGAGGUGAGAAUAGGAAUUUGUUUGUGCUUCUUCUAGUCGCCUUGGAAUAUAUGAAGUAGUAAAUGAGCAAUGAUGAGCAAACACUGGCUUUAAACAGUAGAUUGAGUAGAAUCUUUGGCUGAUGUUCUGAUUGUGUUUCCCUCCACUGUGGUUUGGCUGGAGGUUAGUCUCCCUUUUUUAUUUAAACAGAGAUGUUUGUUUGAAUGACAACCUCUGGUUUGUGAUCUGUGCAUAGGUGAAUAACUUGGUGACACCUGCAUCUUGGCUUAGCAAAGCACAUCUCCACCCAGAAUUGAGUCAUCUCUGGCUCUGCUGCUGAUAGAUGAGAUGAGGAAAGAAAACCUGACAAGAGAAAAUAUUUGGGCCCAGUUGCCUAUGAGAUGAAACAACCCCUUUGCUCAGUUGUUCUGCAAUACAUUGACUGCUUGCUCCUUCCUUCUUGAAAUGAGUUUUUACAUACUGAGUGAGCAAUGAUCUAUGAGGACACCUGCUUGUGGACUGUUCUGCUUUUCCCACCUGAAUAAAAAUGUAACACACUGUG
This is a messenger RNA of Podarcis lilfordi (Lilford's wall lizard), 34108 nucleotides long. The record is from the annotation of a GenBank genome assembly. Lineage: Eukaryota; Metazoa; Chordata; Lepidosauria; Squamata; Lacertidae.